Molecule: messenger RNA, 4737 nt
Organism: Podospora bellae-mahoneyi
Lineage: Eukaryota; Fungi; Ascomycota; Sordariomycetes; Sordariales; Podosporaceae
Exons: 3
Coding region: 1-4737 (1578 amino acids)
Biological process (GO): transmembrane transport
Cellular component (GO): membrane
Molecular function (GO): ATP binding; ATP hydrolysis activity; ABC-type transporter activity
Source: RefSeq, a predicted model, not a curated record
AUGUCGUCUCCGCUGGACGAUUGGCUCUGGAUUUUGCGGGGGAACCCAGGCGCUACUAUGACGUCCACGUCAUCUUCACGAUGGUGGGACAGCUUCUGGCCCUGCUAUAGCUGCUGCCAGAGGAUAUGGAUACCAUCACUGGGCACCUUCAGUCAUCAAUGCCUGGGCGUUGUGGGCCACGUUCCGUUAUGGAUUGCCUUGCUGACAGUAACACUUCGAUAUGGGCUUGGCCUGGUGUGGUCAAGGUAUCGCCCAACCUGGUUACGCAGAUUUGCCGCUGAGGAGACGACAAUCUUUGCUAUCGAUCAGGAAACGGGCGACUCUUUGGGAGUCAAAAGGUCAAAGUGGACGAUAUGGAAUUUGUCACUCUUGUUGUUGUCUGUUGGAGCUCCCCUGUUGGGCGUUAUGGCGGCAGUCAUCUGGCCGGAAAAUGCUCAGUUUCUCUUGAUGCCCGUGGGGCCAGCUGUCAUAUCUAGCACGAUGCUCGUCCUCGAGCGUCCAAGGACCCUUCCAGGCGCCGUCUUGAUGAUCCAAGGGGCUUUACUUCUGGUGGAACUAGCCUUAUUCAUUGUGGUUCCCGAUAUUGCUGGCAAUGGCUGGCCCUCGACGGCUGUCUGGGUUGGCGAACUAUCUCUGACCUUCGCCUCGAUACUCGUGAUGCUGAACAUGCCGUUGAGGGAACCCUACGCGGAAAGUACCGGAAUCAGCAAGCCAUUCACAGCACCAAGCCCUGAUGCUCGCAGUCCCGAAGAUCUCAUCACAGCCUGGCAGUGGAUGACUGUGUCGUGGUUAAGCCCAUUGAUGAAGCUCGGGUACAGUCGGCAACUAAACGACGAUGACGUGUGGUUUCUUGCCCUUGAAUUUCAACAUGGAAGAUUACACACGCUCUUUCGAGAGCUCACUGGCACCGUUCUCGUCCGUCUGCUAAAGGCGAACGGCCUCGACCUCGUGAUCACGACAUGUCUGGGAGUACUCGAAUGCACGGUGGAGCUGAUCGAGCCUGUUCUGCUGAAACAGUUGCUCGGUGCACUGUCGUCCAGCCCGCCGGAUAAACGAACCGCGAUGAUCUAUGCGGGCCUCACGCUGUUUGGGAGGCUAGUUAAGGCACAGUCGUCUGUGUUUAGUAUUUGGUUCUGCCGUCGUAACUACGAGCGCUCUCGCGGAGAGAUGAUCACCAUGAUAUACGAAAAGACGCUUCGUCGGAAGGCCUUCACUUUUCCCGGUGGCGGUACCGACUCCAUCGAGGGCGCCUCCCAGGCUCAGCCCGAAUCUCCGUCCGAUGGCAUCUCCUCGGAAACCACACUUACAGACAGUGAGUCUAGGCACAGUGACGACGCCGAUAAAGUAGAGCCAACCCGAUACCAGCGGCUCGCGGCAUGGUUCCAUCACCAUUACCAGACUAUCAAGCCCUUCAUUCCUCAACUCAGAACGAUCAAGACCAAACCUGACGACUCUCCCUCCUCGACCGGCAAGAUCAUGAAUAUCUUGCGCAGCGACGUAUACGACGUGGCACAGCGCUUCUGGGAGGUACCCGAUAUCUUUACCAAGCCGUUCAACUUUUUGUUCUCGGUCUACCUUAUUUGGAAGAUACUUGGGCCCGCCGCGCUAUCUGGUGCCCUUGUUAUUCUACUCGGUAUGGCCGUCAACGUUCUCCUUAUGAAGGUCUUUGUCAACAUCGAGAGAGCUCGCCGGUCAAUCACGGACGUCAAGCUUCAAAGAACCUCGCAAUUUGUCGAGUCCAUCAGACAUUUACGCUGGUAUGACUGGCAGGACGCCUGGUUGGAACAGAUCAUGGACAGCAGGAGGGCCGAGCUGGUCAAGAGAGCCACGGCCAACAUUGUCUCUCUCUUCAUCAAGACGAUCAACUCGCUGGUCGGCUUCUUGUUUCCUUUGGCGGCCUUUUUGGCUUACACACUCAUCUCCAAGAAACCUUUGACCGUGGAUAUCGCGUUUCCGGCGCUGGAUCUGUUUGGAAUGUUGGAAAGCAGUCUGCGGGAGAUGCCGCAAAUGUUCCAGACGUUGCUGAAUGCCAGGGUGUCGAUGCAAAGAAUCGAGAAGUUUAUGACGGAACCAGACAGGGAGAAUGAUGACUGGGACGGGCAAGGUGGGGAAGGGUCGGAUGGUCCUCUUGGAGAACUGGAGAUUGCGGUGGAGAGGGCGUCGUUCUCAUGGCCUGGGGCGACGAAGGAGGUCCUCAAAGAUGUCACGCUUUCGUGCAAAGCCGGUUUGACCAUGGUCUGCGGGAGAGUUGGUAUCGGCAAGACGGCACUUCUUCAGGCGGUUUUAGGUGAGCUGGAUCAACAUGGCGGUGAGAGAAGGGUGCCCAAGGAGGUUAUUGCCUAUUGUGCCCAAUCACCAUGGUUGGAGAGCAUGAGUAUCAGGGACAACAUUUUGUUCUGCUCGGUCUACGACAAGGCGCGGUUUGAUCAGGUCAUCGAUGCUUGUUGCCUGCGGGAUGACCUUGACAAGUUCAAGUCCAAGGACCUCACGCUGAUUGGCGAGAACGGGGUGGGCCUGUCUGGUGGACAGAGGGCUCGCGUGGCUUUGGCCAGGGCUCUUUACAGUCGCGCUCGUAUCUUGCUGCUGGAUGAUCCCAUUGCGGCAUUGGAUCACCAGACGGCAACGAGCAUUCUGCAGAAUCUCUUUGCCAACAGGCAGGCCCCUCUGACAGCUGGACGGCUGAUCGUUUUUGUAACUCAUCGAGUAGAUAUCGUCAAACGCUACGCCUACCAAGUUAUUGAGGUUGUCGAGGGUGGGAAAGUUCAAACGUACAGCAUGGCGGAGCUGGAGAAUAAUGAAAGAGAGCUCGAACACCUGGCUGCCUUGGCUGCUGCUCAAGAACAGGAGGCUGCUCCCGCCGACAAUGGGGGAGAGGGGGAAGAGCCAGUGCCCGACAAGUUUAUCCAGGACGAACACCGCGUACAUGGCGGCGUGUUGAUAUCGGUGUACUGGCGAUACAUCAAGGCUGGCAGGAUUGCCUGGUGGUUUACCAUGAUCGGUUUCUUUAUUGCAUUUAGGGCUGCCAAGGUUGGCUACUUUUGGUUCCUCAAGGAAUGGGGUGAGGGAUACGAUGACAAGCCGGCGAAUGCUCACCACCUACAUGCUCUUGGGCUGAGCGGUCACCCAGACGAUCUUCAACAAGCAGUCUUCUCUCAACACGUCUUCCAGCAAUCUCGAGUUGGUGGCUUGAAGAGCUGGUUUGACUUGAGUCGUUAUCUACCCUCGCCAGCCGACAACGUGAUGCCCUGGGCUGUCGGCCUCCUGGUGCUCUCCCUCAUCCAGGUGUUUACAGUAACGUGCUCCGAUGUUGCCCUCGUGGGCAUCAUCUACGAAGCUGGCAAGAACCUGUUCCGCGAGACCAUGCAGCGCGUCUCCAACGCCACCUUCCGGUUCUACGACGUCACCCCAGUGGGGAGGCUGAUGAACAGGCUCACGUCUGACAUGGGCACCGUUGAUGGAAGCGUGGCCGUAUUGCUGCAGACUGUGACAUGGUCCACGUUUGCCUGGCUGUCUGCCAUCACUGUGAUUGCCACCAUCACGCCGUCAUUCCUUGUUAUUAGCGUCAUCAUGACAGGCCUCUUCUUCUGGAUUUUUGACAGCUUCCUCCCCACCUCUCAGUCAUUGCGAAGACUCGAGACGGUGUCGUUAUCACCGCUGAUGUCCAACUUUGGCACGCUCCUCGAAGGGCUCGCGACGGUUCGCGCCUUCCGGGCCCAGUCACACUACCAAAACCGCAUCGUUUUCACCACCGACUCCUUCCAGCGAAUGGACCACUUUUAUUGGUCGUUACAAAGCUGGCUUCAGUACCGCUUCGACUUGCUCUCCGCCUUCACCACCUUUGCGUUGACCCUCACGGCCGUCCUCUCAGGUCUCUCGGGUGGUACCGUGGGGUUUGUUCUUGCUUCGGCGGCGAACUUUGUCAGGUCGACUCACAGCCUCUGUCGUCGGUAUGGCGAGCUGCAGAUGCAGUUUGUCAGCGUCGAGCGCAUCGUUGAGCUGCUGAGUCUGGAGCAGGAACCCAAGGGGAGCUUCAAACCGCCAGCUGCCUGGCCUUUGUAUGGGGAUGCUAUUGUAUUCGACAAUGUUACUUUGCGGUACGCGCCAGAGUUUGAACCCGUGCUCAAGAAUGUCACCUUUGCCAUUCCAGGCGGCACUCGCAACGUGGCUGUUACUGGUCGCACUGGGUCAGGAAAGAGUACACUGGCAUUGAGUCUACUGGGGACAUUACACCCCGACGCGGGUACAGGGGGGUCAAUCCGCAUUGGCAACGUCGACCUUGCAGACGUUGACAAACACGCGCUGAGAAAGAACAUCACAUUUGUCGCCCAAGACCCGGUUCUGUUCGCCGGUACACUAAGGGAUAAUCUCGACCCGCUUGACGAGAGAGGGGAGACCGAACGAGCGGAUGUGUUGCAACGGGUGCUGGGGAUGUCGGGGGAUUUCACGCUCGACAGUCCGGUGGAUGGAGGGGGAAAGAAUUUGUCUCAGGGGCAGAGGCAGCUGGUGGGGUUGGGAAGGGCGAUUUUGAGGAGGAGCCCGGUGGUGAUUAUGGAUGAGGCGACGGCGAGUAUUGACGGGGAGACUGCGAGGUAUAUCCAGCGAUUGUUGAGGGAGGAGCUGAGGUAUUCUACCGUCAUUACGAUUGCGCACAAGGCGGAGGCGGUGGAGGGGGCGGAUUGGGAGGUUGUGUUGGACAAGGGGGAGGUGGUGAGAGCUGGGCCGACGGGAGAAAGUUGA